Messenger RNA from Callithrix jacchus (white-tufted-ear marmoset), 7186 nucleotides. It is a transcript of the gene BOLL, whose product is annotated as boule RNA binding protein. Lineage: Eukaryota; Metazoa; Chordata; Mammalia; Primates; Cebidae. Gene Ontology annotation, cellular component: cytoplasm. Gene Ontology annotation, biological process: 3'-UTR-mediated mRNA stabilization; positive regulation of translational initiation. The record is from RefSeq and is a predicted model, not a curated record. Gene Ontology annotation, molecular function: translation activator activity; protein binding; mRNA 3'-UTR binding.
GGAGCCCGACUGGGCUGAGCCGCAGAUCCUGAACAAGCCACCCGCACGGCCCCGCCCGCCCGGAGGGAUGAGUGACGGCGGCAACAGGUGGAGAGCUGCGUCUGCGGCUUCUCGGGAGCCCCCGAGUUUGGCGCGUCAGGCCCCGAGGGUCAGAGUUUGACUCUGGAACUUUCUUCGCUUUACACCAGUCUUCGGAAGUCACCGGUCAACCGGCUUCUUCCACCUCAGUAAAGCCUUAAGGUCACCUCAAUCUCUCGAAACCCACCAGUCCCAGAGGCCGACUAUUCUCAAGUGGAGGAGAGGGGAAGGCGUGCGGUGCAUGGAGCUUUGCCUGACCGCUCGCUCUCUCCUCCCCAGCCGUCUGAGAGCAGGCGAGAGGGGUCCUAAAACCGAGCCCUCGCUCCGCACGCCCCACGCCCGCCACGCUGUGCUGUGCGCUCUGCCCCUGAGGCGCCCCGGCUAGGAGUCCCAGGGCCACAGCCGAAACUCGCCCGCCCGCGCCACUCUUCGGCUUGCGGCGCCCGCCCGCACCGCCACCUGCCACCCGAGGCGACGCCGUCUGCUCCUCCCCAUCCGCCAGGUGGCAGGUUCAGGGUCUUGCUCCCCUACAGCUGCCACCCCCGCUCUUCCCGCCAGGGGGCGAGAGUCCCCGCCAGGACACGCACGCUGCUGCCUUGGCGUGAAGGUGGUUUCAAACUUUAAACUUCGCUUCCCUACCCGUCGUCUCUGAAGAGGGGAGAGGAAGAUGGAAACCGAGUCCAGGCCGCAAACAUCAAAUCAGAUACAAACAGAUUCGUUAUCUCCAUCCUCUAAUCCUGUGUCACCUGUGCCUUUGAAUAACCCAACAAGCGCCCCAAGAUAUGGAACAGUGAUCCCUAAUCGCAUCUUUGUAGGAGGAAUUGACUUUAAGACAAAUGAAAGUGAUUUAAGAAAAUUUUUUUCCCAGUAUGGAUCUGUGAAAGAAGUGAAGAUUGUAAAUGACAGAGCUGGAGUAUCCAAAGGGUAUGGUUUCAUCACUUUUGAAACACAAGAAGAUGCACAAAAAAUUUUACAAGAGGCUGAAAAACUUAAUUAUAAGGAUAAGAAGCUGAAUAUUGGUCCAGCAAUAAGAAAACAACAAGUAGGGAUCUCUCGUUCUAGUAUAAUGCCAGCAGCUGGAACGAUGUAUCUAACAACUUCAACUGGGUAUCCUUAUACUUAUCAUAAUGGUGUUGCUUAUUUUCAUACUCCAGAGGUAACUUCUGUCCCACCACCUUGGCCUUCACGUUCUAUAUGCAGCUCCCCUGUGAUGGUAGCUCAGCCCAUUUAUCAGCAACCUGCAUAUCACUACCAGGCCACUACACAGUAUUUACCAGGACAGUGGCAGUGGAGUGUUCCUCAGUCUCCUGCCUCUUCUGCUCCAUUCUUAUACCUACACCCUUCUGAUGUUAUUUAUCAACCAGUGGAAAUUGCACAGGAUGGUGGAUGUGUUCCUCCUCCACUGUCUCUGAUGGAAACUUCAGUUCCAGAGCCUUAUUCUGAUCAUGGAGUUCAAGCAACAUAUCACCAGGUUUAUGCUCCAAGUGCCAUCACUAUACCUGCGCCUGUGAUGCAGCCUGAACCAAUUAAAAGACAUUCUUGCUCCGUGGCCCAGGUUGGAAUGCAGUUAUUCAAUCACCGCGGCUCACUGUGACCUCAAACUCCUGACCUCAAGCCAUCCUCUCACCUCAGCCUCCCCAGUAGCUAGGAUUACAGGCAUGUACCACUACACUCAGUUAAUCUUUUAUUUUUUGUAGAGACAGGGUCUUACUAGGUUCCCCAAGCUGGUCUCAAACUCCUGGGCUCAAGUGAUCCUUCUACUUUGGCCAUCCAAAGUGCUGAGAUUAUAGGCGUCAGCCACUGUACCCAGCCCCAAACAUAUGACUUCUAAAAACAGUAGAUUGAGAGAACAAAAAUUCUCCAUACAUAUACUAAGUAAAAUACAUUUAUUUCUAUUUUGUAGUAUAUCUCUUAAUAGAUAAUUUGAAAAGUAAGGUUUUACUUAGGACCCAUUUUGAAGGACAAUCUGAAGAAAUUAUCUGAAAUUCACUUGGUGUUGGAAUAAAAUGGAUAAUACAGAUAUUAGUACAUGUACCAAAAUCACAAGGUAAUAACUUUGCAAGCUGUUUUCACAAAAUCUCUAAUAUAAUCAGAGAUAGAAAGAUGGUAACAUGUCAAAAGAUAAAGAAUCUUGGAAAAAUAGAGUUUAACUUUGUCAGCUGAUUUCAGAAGGAUGGCUUUGAAAGAUGUAUGAUUUAGUUUAUAACAGAUUGCUUUAUAAAUUUCACAAGAACAGUACAAUUAUUUUCAAACAAAUUUAUACAUGAUAAUCCCCAUAUGUAGGAGUGUGUUUCCUGGAUUUAUACUACACUUAACUAUAAAAUAAUGAAUUGGGGGUUACACACAAAAAUUCUUUGUACAUUUCCCAGAAACUGUGCUUUAAUAGAAUUAAAAUACAGAAUCAAAGGACUUUAGCAGGGUAUUCAAUAUAACUUCAAUAUCAGGCUUCAACAUGCUCUUAGUUGUAAUAAAUUGUUAGCCUCUAGACUUAUAGUUUAACUCCAAUUUCUCCUGAAAUCCCUAUAGAAUCCCUUAAAAGUGGCAAAGGGGAAAUGUUUACCCAAAGGAUGCAUAUAAAUAAUAUUUAUAAUUGGUGCUGUUUGUUUCAACUCUAUUCAGUGUUUCUAAUCCUGUACAUAAGUCCUUUAAAAAUAUGGCAUCAGCUUUGUCCUUCCAUGUUGAAUACCACUCUCUGAUUAGCAGCUACAGUGGCUGCUUUUUGUUGGACUUACUCUUCCCUUUGAAACACAGGAGUGUGAGAAGUGGCCUCUCUAUUCUUAGAGACCAAGGCCCCUCAUUUCCUCCCCUGUUAAGAGUUUUCUCACUUCAGGAGAUGAGCAACAGUUGGUGGUUGUUCAUCAGAGAAACUCUGGGGGACCUAGAUCCUCACACUUCUUGGAAUAUACCUGUAAGAUUCUGGUACCCUUAGGCCUAAAGAGAAAAUGUCUAAGAAGAAAGUUCUUUGAUUAGACUUGUACUUUUUUCUUUCUCCAUUUCUCUAAGAGUUUUUAUUUCCUGGGAAAAAUUGUUGUUUUAAAAGAUGAUAGUUUUUGUUUUGUUAUUUUGUCUUAUAAUGAGUCAAGUUUCUUUCCAGAGGUAUAAAGCCUUCAAAGCAACUGUUCCUAACUUCUUAAUAUUUAUUUUUUCCCUUUACUAACCACUGACCAGUUUUGUGGCAUUCUCUCUAUACCUUUGUCUUUGGUAGCUUUUAAUCCUUUAAAAAGUUUUCCCCUCAGAAAAUUUCAAGCUGGAAAUUAAACUCUACUUGUUCUAUCUCAUGAGUUCCAUAAGCCUAUUAGUUGCCCUUUCUUUUUUUUUUUUUGAAGAGGACUGGGAAGGAUGGUGUGGGGGAUAGUGUCUCUCUCUCUUGUCCAGGCCAACACGAUCGUAGCUCACUGCAACCUCAAACUCCUGGACUAAGCAAUUUUCCCGCCUCAGCCUCCAGAGUAGCUAGGACUACAGACAUGUACCAACGUUACUAUACCUGUCAAUUUCUUAAAUUUUUUUUUUGUAGAAAUGAGGUCUCAUUAGGUUUCCCAGGCUUGUCUUGAACUCCUGGGCUCAGGAGAUCCUCCCACCUCAGCCUCCCAAAGUGCUGGGAUUUACAGGUGUUGAGUCACUGCACUGUGCCUUAGUUGUUCUCUUUCAAUCUGGGAAGCCUUUCCUGUCUACCCACCAGAAUAUCUCUUCUCCAACUUGUUCUCCAAAUACUAUACCCUUGUUUGGAUCAGUUUUUUUUUUAAACUGAUGUGCUGUCAGUGAGAAAGACCUCCCUUCAUUCUGGGCUUCUCCCCUUUCCGGCUACUAGCCUUAUUAUGGAGGACCUCUAUUUUCUGUUUGGGUAUAAUGUUUCCAAAUUUCUAGAGACUCUGAGUCUUUUAUUACUCACUAAAUUCAGUUAACCUCCUUGACUAAAAAUGAUAGGGCUUAAGGAUAUUCAUUAUGUAGCCCUUAUGUAUGUGCUGUCAUCUCUGCUUUCAUUUUCAAAUAAAAUUCUACACUUAAAGAAAAAAAUGCAAUUAAGCAUUUUUAAUUUUGUAAGAGUUUUGUCCAGUACUAAGCAUAUCACAGAUGAUAUUUAAAUCCAAAGGAUAUUUUCACAAAAGUCUAUAUUAACCUAAAUAUAUAAUCUAAUCAUACUAACUGGAAUUCUAGAUUUGAAAAAUAAAGGCAAAAGAGAUAAAAGUAUCUUUCCUUCCCUUGACUUCCCUAAGAAAAGGAUAAAAGAGAAUGCCUAUUAACCCAAAAGACUUAAAUCCAGUUUGGUAGAAUUUCCAGUAGUAUAACGCAACACGAAAACAUUUCAGACAAUAUAAUGGGAAAGAUGUUUGGCUAAGGAAUCCAGCUCAAAUGUAGAUAAAUCAUACUUAAGAAUGUCAUUCUUAGUUUUCACAGCUAUUUUCUUUCAUUUCUAAACCCACUGGUAUAUUCUUAAAGCUCCAAGGUUUUCACAACGGUUCCUAAUAAUAACAGAGCAAGCAUUUUAGAAGUAUGAAAAAAGAGAACCACAAUAGUUUUUGCUUGAACAUGGAGUGUUAUAUCCUUUUAAUUUUCUAUUAAUUUUGCUUUACAUAUUAUAAGAGAAAAAUUUAAAAGAUGAUGAUCAGAGAAUUACCUUUGUUACUAAAUCCUAAAGAUCAGACGAAACUAGCAAGGAUAUGUUAGUUAAAACAAAUCUUUUGUACAUCUGUAUUUUCUUCUUUAUUUCAAAAAAGCUGUCCUGUUUGCCUGGAAGGAUUUCACAGGUACAACCCUAGUUAAGGAUAAAAUACUGACAUUUUUUUACUGCAAUUUAGUUGAUUUCUAUUUGUGAAGGCUGAGUCUAUCAUAUAUUCUAUGAGUUAUCUCAGUAAAGUAUUUUCUCCAUCAAACGGGACUCGUGGUAUUUACGUUAAUAGUGGCUUUACUUUUGCUCAUGAAGCAUUUGAGAUAAAAAUAUUUCUAAAUUCAUCCUUCAAUAUCUCAUAGUAUUUGAAUUUCAGAUGCCCUUUGGGGUACAAUUGCGCAUGUCAUCAUUCUGGGUUUUUUUUUAAUCUAAUGGAAUAUAAUCAUCUGAAACUUGAGGCUUUGUGAUACUAUAUAGUGAAGUCCUUUUAUAUUAUAGAAAUACCUUGCUGACUAGAGCUUUUAAACCACUAUAUUAUAUAUAUAUAUAUAUAUAUAUAUAUACACAAAUAUAUGCAUACAUACAUGCAUAGAUAUAAAGAAUAAUAGAGAAAACAUAUUAAUUAGAACAGACAGUAUUAUUGUAAUAUUACUUAUUAACAAGUAGUGUGGCACCUAUUCUAGUUGUCUGGACUGGGAAUCUGAGGCUAGAGACAGGUUCUAAUUUUUUAACAGGUGAGUUUUUGCAGCUUUAUCUAUUAGCUAUCAUUCCAUCCCUUUGUGAAGGUAUCAUAAAAAGCAACUGACAAAUUAGAAUUCAUGGAUCAGAAUUCUGUGGACUUAUUUCUAGUUUGGAGGGAAACUGACCAACAUCUGAUUUUUGAUAAAUAUAAAAUUCUGAAUUCCUCAUUAAGGUUUAGUUUGUCUUGCAUCAAAUGUUGAACUGGUGGUUUCCUACAGAACUGGAGUUUAAGUAUUCGUAUUGGUUAUCUAAAGCAUUAUUUAUUUAACUUCUUCUCCCUGCCCCCCAGUGAAUAAAUGACUUUGUUAUCUUAGUAACUGUAUUAAAAAUAGCAAUGGAGAAUUCAGGACAUCUUUUCACAUCACCUUCAGUACACACAGCCUCCUUUGUUAACCCAAGUGUGCCAGGUGAAUAUUAUGGUUAUGCCAUGAUAUGAAAAAAGUUUAGAAAGCUGAAGAAAGGAUAUUAUGGUUGGUUUUUUAAUGGGACUUUUUGAAGCUAAACACUAUUUUUUAAGAUUCAAACUUUGAUUUGGGAUAUAAACCCAACACUGUAUACAACUCAUUUAAUCUAUUCACUUGCUUCUUGAAAAUUACUUUCUAAAACACCGUCACCUUUGCUUAAAUUUUGUAUAUCCAUUAUAGAGAUUUCAGCUUCCCUUAUUUUCUUCUAAAUGAUGAAUUAUUUGGAGAAACAUCCAGAAUUCAUUCUAAAUGUCAUUACUUCACAUAAAUCAUCCAGUUGGUCUUUUCUCAUUAAACAUCCUUCAAACCAAACGUCUUCAUACAUGAUAGCUAAAGGUAAGUGACAAUAUAGUUUUUACUGACAUGAUUUAAUCUCAGGUCAUGCAGUUUCAAAAGAAUCUCGUCUUUAUUGUUAAUAAAGGGCAGUCCAUUCUAUUACAGUAAGACAGACUUACAAUUAUGUUCUGUCUGAUUAGGAUCAUGUGUAGUAGCAUAACUACAUCUUUUUUCAGAACUGAUUACAACUUUAGAUAUGUGCCAAGUUCCAAUGUAAUUAUUAGUUUAACUUUCUCUGAAACAUUAUAAGGAUUCAGAAUUAGGAGUCCUUAUUCUACAACACAUAUUUCCUCUUGAAUCUCACUCUCACCUGCAUUGAUGAGCAGCAGACUUGAUUUUUAUUAUCUUUAUAGAAAUCACGGUGAUUCACCUAUAGAAGAGGUCCUCUGAUGUUUCAUUAGUCAUAUCAAAUUCCACUUUAACUUCUGAUCCUUGUAAUAGACAGUUCUUGACUUUGCUGAUCUCUGCUCAGAGAUCUUACAUGGGGUAAUCAUCUACUUAUCAUCCAAAUAUGAACACUUAAGAGGGAAACGGGGCACCAAAAAUAAUUAAAAUUAUGAUUUUUGAAAUAUGUGUUCAUUGGCCAACAAAGUUUGCCAAAUUAAUAAGCCUAUAAAAUCAUUCUAUUCAAAAACUGUUUUCCAAAACUAAAAUUCCAGUAAUACAGUAAGCGUAAGCCUAGACUGUCUCAGGGAAAUUGGAAUAUAGCUAACCCUAUUAAUAUAUUACACAAUAAAUGUAACAUUAAAUCAGGAUCAAAAAGUAUGGUCUAAGAAGGAACUAAGCUAUAGGGCCUAGGCCUGGACUGCUUUAUUACUUUAAUCCUUGAAGCUUUAUGGUUGCCAGUUUAGCCAGUGAUACAGCUAUACAGACAGACCGACUUAGGUUUAGAUACAAGCCUAUUUUCCUAUGUCAUAAAUAUGAAAUCAUAGAAUUAUAUAAUUUAAGGACUCAAAUAAAU